Messenger RNA from Colletotrichum orchidophilum, 267 nucleotides. RefSeq lists its product as uncharacterized. NCBI's taxonomy places the organism in Eukaryota, Fungi, Ascomycota, Sordariomycetes, Glomerellales, Glomerellaceae. The record is from RefSeq and is a predicted model, not a curated record. The coding region runs from base 1 to 267 and encodes 88 amino acids. The transcript has 2 exons.
AUGGUCAAGGACCUGCAGCAACGACUAGGGGAGAAGCUAUUUAAAUCCUUUAUGAACAUCAUUGCCGGGCUGACCAGGGAAAACGGACCCCACGGCUUUCAGAGCGAGCAGAAGCACAACUUCCUCCAGUCCACCAGCAGCAGCAACAACAGCAGCACCGCCGCCGAAGCAUCUUUGAAGAUUCUCAAGUCGGAACAGCACCGUAAUCGCCACCAUCAUUUCCAUCCGCUACCGAUACAACCCACCACGCCUUCGAUGGAGGCCUAG